UGACUUUGACGAUCAGUAUUAUUAUUUUGACUCGGAGUAUUCUCAUUUCUAUCGGUCCGUCCCUGACUUUCAGUAUCUUGAGUUGAAACAUUUUCAGCUCUGUCAUUAUGAUCUGAGGAGGGGGUAGUACGACCGAGACCUCUUUGGUUUACACUGGUUUGCUGGUUUUUACUUUGCAUUCGGGCUUGUACAUACUCGCGUAUAGACCGAUUUAUGUAAAAUUUUGGCAGUUUAUUUUGAAUGGCCGUAUGGAUGAGUCUUGUAAAUUGCGCGUCUGUGCUUAAAACGUGUCCGUCAAAAUUGAGCGCAGUAAGGUCAAUUUGAUUUUCAUAGUCUUCCAAUGAUAGCAAAAGUUGUAAGUCAGAGUCUUCGAUGUCGAAUAAAAAUACAGAGUCAUUUAAAUCGUGAACGUCUUCAGGUACAGUGUCCGAAUCCCAUAAGAGCCUUUCCUGGAUAAUACAGAGAGAAAAAAGAGAACUAUACGUACUAAUAGUGAGUCUAUCAAACAAGUUUAUGGAUCACUAAAAUUCAUAUGACAUAUUAUGCAGCAGACUUAUAAACGAAAUUGCGUUAAAAUGAAUCAGUAUACUUACAAUGCUCAGUUUUAUUUGAACCAUGAGUCGUCGUCUAGCUGCGAUAAAGACAUUGUUCUGUAGAUUAUGUGCGAUGGUGAAGGCAUCAAGUUGACUUACGGUGUCAAUUUUAUUCAAAUGCUCAUUUAAAUCCAUGCCACUAUUUUUUUCGUAUGAAAUGCUUUUGAGCAGUAUUGAAUCGACUAUUUCCUUUGACCGCUUUGUCUUAAAUGAAUGAUAGUGGACAGAUCAUUGACAUGAUAUCUAUGAUAUAGGUAGCCAAUCGGUCAAUCAAUGUACUACAUGUGAAACAGGUAUGUGCGCAAGUCCUGUAUACCACAAUCGUGAUCAUCAAUAUUUGGCGGACUUUUUUGUGCGCCAAAAUAUUGAAUAAUUUGAUAGAUUUUAGUGAAUUAUUAGGUAAUUGUAAGUAAUACCACCUUGAUAACAUUGCACUUUCAAUAAAGAAAUAAAUUCACGUGUUUCUAAGUGACAGUCACAAACUGAUUAUAUGAUAAAUACAAAUAAGCUCUCUGGGAUUAUAUAAAAUUUUACCUUGUUAUGUUUGCACGACCCAGGUAAUAAUGAGCACCGAGAAUAGCCCACCACGUGAAUUUGGGCGGCAAAGUUGUCACGUUUUACACAGUACAAAUAGCAGGAAUUCACCGCCUGACCGUCACUUGUUCUUGUUUGCUUGCAUCGACAACCGGAAGGCUACAAAGAUGACACUACCUCUAAGACUAGCUGUUCUGACAGAAAUUCAAAAAGUACGAAAUGUUGUCGGAGGCAUUGAUCCACACCAGCUGCACUUAAUAAAUGGGGCAAAAGAUGGUUUGAUGAGGUUGAUUGAACCCGAUACGAGAGUAAUCGUUAUAGAAAUGGACUUUUCGAUGACACCGCCGCCUCAAUUGAGGGUAUGGGGUAAAACAGUGAAGGCGAUUACCAACAUCCUAGACGCGACACCUAGGGGAGAAAAGUUCCACUAUAGAGUUGAGGGUGUCUCUCUAAGAGAGGGCCGCGAGGAACACCCGGGUCUGACAAUGUAUAGAGGCCAGUCGGGCCUUCAUGUAGCAAAUGGAUUUGGGUGUGAUACAGAUGCCAUCAUCACGUAUGACGAGUUGCGGUUUACUUUAAUACCGCACAGCUAUGAAGAACCAGCUGAGCAAUUUGUUGAACCUGUGUUUACUGCCUUAAAACGGGCAUUCGCAGUUGCUGAUCAAGACGUUGGUAUAUACCUUCAGAUACACGUUGAUGCACUACCAACGUACGGCGCGGGAAAGGAAUUAACAAAGGCAGACAGAAAAAUCGUUGAGAGAUGUUGUAUAAAAGACCCCGUGUUCACCCAUUUCGUAUCGAUGAGAAUUUGGGCGGGGAGUUGUUACAAUACGAUACUUAUGAGUUGCGCCGUAGCUAUUGCCCACGUGACUUUGGGGUUGAACCCCCCGGGAGGAAUGUUAGCAAGCUUUGAGGUAGAGCGGUCUGUGUUUAGGCGGGUUGGUGAUCGCCAACAACUUGUUGCAGGAUGCACAAUGGACUGGAUAAACGGUCCCUCACUACAGGGUCACCAGGUCAGUUUAACAGACGCCUUCAGGACAUUUUUAGAAGAUAGUCAGUGGGUCGUGCAAGGCAGAUACAUGCACCUACGAGGGACAUUUGGCCCAGGACGAGUACCUAUCAAAGACCUAGGUAACAUCCAAUAA
Molecule: messenger RNA, 2272 nt
Organism: Owenia fusiformis
Lineage: Eukaryota; Metazoa; Annelida; Polychaeta; Sabellida; Oweniidae
Source: the annotation of a GenBank genome assembly